GCUAAAAUGGCACUGGCCAGUUCAAUUUCUAGCAAAGCAGCACCACCACAUUCCAGAAAAGCUUCUGCAGCAGGAGUGGAAGUGCACCAGAGCAAGAUGGAUUUUUUCUGCAAGCUGGGCUAUUGUAAGCAGGACAUCUGCAAAGUGCUGGAGAACCUGGGCCAAGAGGCCCUGGAGGAUGAUGUGCUGAAGGAACUGAUUCGGAUGGGGAGCAAACCUCAGGCUCUGGAGGACCAGGCUCAGCCUUCCCAGCUGAAGCUGGUAGCCCGUGGAUCAUGCAGCACCUCACCAGGACUGAAGUGGCUUGGAGAAGAUGAAAGUGAUUCUUCCGACUCCCUGAGGCCCAUUGUGAUCGAUGGCAGCAAUGUCGCCAUGAGUCAUGGAAACAAGGAGGUGUUCUCCUGCUGGGGCAUCCAGCUGGUGGUGGAUUGGUUUCGAGAGAGGGGGCACACUUACAUCAAGGUUUUUGUCCCACUCUGGAGAAAGGAACCCCCUCGACAAGACAGCCCCAUUGCAGAUCAGCACAUCCUUGAGGAGCUGGAGAAGCAAUCCAUCCUGGUGUACACACCCUCCAGGAAGGUGAAGGGCAAGAGGGUGGUUUGCUACGACGAUCGCUACAUAGUGAAAGUCGCUUACGAGAGGGACGGAGUCAUUGUUUCCAAUGACCACUACCGGGACCUCCAGAAUGAAAACCCCGAGUGGAAAUGGUUCAUUGAGCAGCGACUACUCAUGUACUCCUUUGUCAGUAACAGGUUUAUGCCUCCCGACGAUCCAUUAGGCCGGCAUGGACCCACCUUAAGUAACUUCCUCAGCAAAAAGCCAGUGCUUCCUGAGAAAAAAUGGCAGCCUUGCCCUUAUGGUAAAAAAUGCACCUAUGGCAACAAAUGCAAAUUUUACCAUCCAGAGAGACAACAUCAAGCUCAGAUUUCGGUUGCUGAUGAGCUCAGGGCCAAAACAAAGGUCCCGUUAUCCCAGGGGAAGGAGGAGGAGAGGUGUCAGUGCUCCCCGUGCGACACCUGCACAGAAACUCUGCAGGAAGCCAGAGGCUGCUCGGCGUCCUCCUGCUGCCCAGGCCGGUCCCGGGGCAGCUGCUCGGGGCAGACAUUCCGUGCCUGGCUCAGCAGCGCGGGCUCUGACCUGCGGAGGGACCCGCGCCUGCCGCAGCCGGAGCCGCUGCUGCUGCAGAUGUCAGCGGUGUCCAUCCGUGAGGACACCUACGGCUGCAGCUGGUCCCGGUGCGCCUCUCGGGACAGGGGGGUCACGGAGAGCCCCCAGCCCUGCUCCGACCUGCUCUCGCUUCAUCCCGCUCGGGGCUUGGAGCGCCCCGGCUCUCCCGGGUGCCCUUUCCAGCGAGGAGCGCUCCCGGCCGUGCCCGGCGGGAUGCGCCCGGAGCGUGGCUGGGCUCAGGAGCGCCCAGGUGUGCAGGGAGCAGGACACAGGAGCCGCUCCUUCCCUCGCGGUGCUCAGCACGAACAGGCCCUGGAGAGCCAGCAGCCUCUUCUGCUGCAGUGCCCGGCUCUGUGCCCUGCCCCGCUGCCCCCGUACGGCGAGCCCCGGCCCCAUCGCCAGCCCCAGCAGCAGCGCCCUGUGCCCAGCCAGGCCCCCGGGCAGCCCUCGCAGCUGGAGGGCAGCAAUGGAACGGGAUUAUUCCAGAACGCCCAUGCCUACCCCAGUGCCUCUUACAGGGACUACUGGCACACCCCAGCUGCAAGGCCACCCUCUGCCCAGCAAAGAAACAUACACAGGGAGCUGUGCUCCCCUUAUCCCUACAGUGGGAUGAGCCAGGUGAUGACUUUGUACCCCAGUAUCCAGGAAAAGGGCACUGGAGCACCUCCCCUAUGA
Molecule: messenger RNA, 1842 nt
Organism: Camarhynchus parvulus
Lineage: Eukaryota; Metazoa; Chordata; Aves; Passeriformes; Thraupidae
Gene: ZC3H12D
Product: zinc finger CCCH-type containing 12D
Exons: 5
Coding region: 7-1842 (611 amino acids)
Biological process (GO): 3'-UTR-mediated mRNA destabilization; nuclear-transcribed mRNA catabolic process, RNase MRP-dependent
Cellular component (GO): cytoplasmic ribonucleoprotein granule; nucleus
Molecular function (GO): RNA endonuclease activity; metal ion binding; mRNA binding
Source: RefSeq, a predicted model, not a curated record